Messenger RNA from Vanrija pseudolonga, 1481 nucleotides. Its product is annotated as putative metabolite transport protein. Lineage: Eukaryota; Fungi; Basidiomycota; Tremellomycetes; Trichosporonales; Trichosporonaceae. Gene Ontology annotation, molecular function: hexose transmembrane transporter activity. Gene Ontology annotation, cellular component: membrane. Gene Ontology annotation, biological process: monosaccharide transmembrane transport. The record is from RefSeq and is a predicted model, not a curated record. Bases 85 to 1398 code for a protein of 437 amino acids. The transcript has 2 exons.
UCCUUCUUGUUCCUGCUUCUCUCCUUGCACCAGGGCCAUCAUCAUCGGCCUCAAGUCCCUCGGGACUGGCCAUCGAUCGCCAGCAUGACCCUCUCCAACACCGCUACCGCAUUCACGGCCGCGUGGGCCGGCCUCGCCGUCUUCCAGCACGGCAUGGCCGUGUCCGGCCUGAACGGCAUCCAGGCGCCGCUCUCCUGCGGGCUCGCCGGCGGCGCCAGCAACGAUGACCUACCGACGUGGCUCGACUGGCUCAGGCCAUGCGUGCCGAUGACUCCCACAGAGUUUGGCUUCGCCGUCAGCGUGUUCACCCUCGGCGGACUCGUCUCCUCCCUCGCGUCCCGCGCUGUGAUCCACUCGUACGGCGUCGUCGGAGCCCUGCGUCUCUCUGCACUGUUUGUGCUCUUCGGCUCCGCCCUUCUUGCCCUUGCCAACUCGGUCCCACAGAUGUCGGCCGCGAGAACCCUCGUCGGUCUCGGCUGCGGCAUCUCGACCACGACGGUGCCUCUCGUCUUGGCCAGCGUCGCCCCAUCACAUAUCCGUCGCUCAGUCGGCCUGUUGAACCAGCUCUUCAUCGUCGCGGGCGUGCUGCUCGGCCAGGCCUUAAGCUUCCCCCUGGGGUACAGGUACCUCUGGCGCUUUGUGCCCGCCGUCAGCGUGGCCAUCGCCGUGGUCCAGCUUCUCGGCAGUCUGUUCGUCCACGUGCCAGAGGACGAGCUUGCAGUGAGCCCCGAAGCCGAACCCUUGCUCGCGACCGCUAUCCGCCCCGCCAACCUCAGCUUCACCGAGCUCAUCCGCUCCAAGGAACCACGCAUCCAGCGCGCCUUCUACGUCGUGCUCGUCACCCAGUUCUGCCAGCAAAUCACGGGCAUCAGCGCUGUCAUGUACUUUUCGACGCGCAUCAUGACGCCCGUGUUCCCCGGUAACGCCAAGGUUGUCGCCCUCGCCAUCGUGAUGUGGAAGCUGCCGAUCACUGCGUCGCCGGCGGUGCUGAUCGAGCGCAUCGGGGCCAAGCCGCUGCUCAUCGUCCCCACCUUUGUCAUGGCGCUCGCAAGUCUCGUACUCGCAAUCGGGAUCAACCAGAGCGCAGGGGCACUGGCCAUCGCGGGCAUCAUGGUCUUCGUGACCGCCUUCAGCGUUGGCCUCGGGCCAGUGGUCUGGGUCGUGAUCGGCGACAUUGUUCCGCCCCACGCCCGCGCCGCGGCAAGCUCGAUUGGGCUGGCAGUCAACUGGAGCACCAACUUUGUCAUUGGUGUCAGCUUCCUGCCGCUCCAGGCGUGCCUGAGUGGUGGCCAGCCUUCAGGCGAAGGCAACGUGUUCUACGUGUUUGCCGUCACCUGCGCGCUCGCCGCGUUGUGGAUCAGGAGGGCAUAUGCGUCGUUCGAGGCAAUCUCUGAGUAGGGCUCCGGGUCGAGCGGAGUAAGGCUAGAUACGACAAGAAACGACACAGUUCUAUAGUAGUGCAUGCAUUGGCUGAGAGGGCA